This is a messenger RNA of Lachancea thermotolerans CBS 6340, 690 nucleotides long. RefSeq names its product palmitoyl-(protein) hydrolase (gene TML25). Gene Ontology annotation, molecular function: carboxylic ester hydrolase activity; palmitoyl-(protein) hydrolase activity. Bases 1 to 690 code for a protein of 229 amino acids. Gene Ontology annotation, biological process: protein depalmitoylation. The record is from RefSeq and is a predicted model, not a curated record. Lineage: Eukaryota; Fungi; Ascomycota; Saccharomycetes; Saccharomycetales; Saccharomycetaceae. The transcript has a single exon. Gene Ontology annotation, cellular component: cytoplasm.
AUGUCAGUAAUCAACGCUAUAAAGAUUGCAUCCAAAGCCCAGCCCGCCAAGCAGUCUUUGAUAUUUUUACACGGCUUGGGCGACACAGGAUCUGGUUGGUCAUUUCUAGCGGAACUUUUACAACAAGACCCUGCAUUCCGGUACACAAACUUCAUAUUCCCCAAUGCGCCUGUCAUGGGUAUUACGGUGAAUGGAAAUUACCCCAUGCCAGCUUGGUUUGAUAUCCGUAGCUGGGAUAAUGUACAAUCACAAGCAGACGUGGCCGGUUUUUUGAAAUCUCUACACGUUGUGGAAAGGUUGGUAGAUGAGCAAAUCCAAAAUGGUGUCAAUCCACAAAACAUUGUUGUAGGCGGUUUCUCUCAAGGUGCAGCUUUAGCGCUAGGAAGCGCGGUCACUCUGCCCACUAAGAUUGCGGGUUUUGUGGCUCUGUCGGGCUUCUCCAUAAUCAACGACAAGCUGCUUGAGUUGAAGAGCCCCGCGAACUCAGAUACUCCUAUUUUCCACGGCCACGGUGAUCAAGAUACAGUCAUUCCUCUCAAAUACGGCCACAGCGUUGAGCAGUUCUUUACUAAGUACUGCGGGAUUUCCAACUACACAAUGAACGUAUACUCAGGGAUGGAGCACAGUGCCAGUCCCGAAGAGAUCGAAGAUCUUGUCAAGUUUCUCAAAAGUAUUCUGAGAUUGCACUAA